Molecule: messenger RNA, 259 nt
Organism: Mycotypha africana
Lineage: Eukaryota; Fungi; Mucoromycota; Mucoromycetes; Mucorales; Mycotyphaceae
Exons: 1
Coding region: 14-181 (55 amino acids)
Source: RefSeq, a predicted model, not a curated record
AGUUUAGGCAUAAAUGAAAGACCACGUAACCCUCUAUUGUUCUCAUGGUCUGAAAGAGCAUCAACAAUGUAUCAUACUCUGUACAUUAUCUAUCAAUUCUUUUGAUACACAACGAUGUUCUCUUAACUUGAAUGGUUUGAAAAGGAACAGGAAAAUAUUUUGCGUUCACAUUUCCUUGUAAGGCGCUACCGAGCAUUUCUAUAGUUGAGAUGUGCAAUAUUCAGGCACGCGGAUCCAUUUUGAGCCACUUAUAUAAUAU